CGCAAUCCGAUAUACUAAGAUGGCCACGAUUGGUACUACUGUGCAUGUACCACGGCUGGCGAAGGACGAUCUUGCCGCUUCCGGGUUUCGCCUGGGGACUUUUCGCAGGUAUUGCGGGCAAGUAUCAGUGCCUUCUUUUCGGUCUCUGCUCACACGUCCACGCCUCUCCAACGAUCUUAUCGGGACCGGACAAAAUUCCCCUGAGUCAACCUAAAACAUGCAGUCGAGAC
Molecule: messenger RNA, 230 nt
Organism: Eremomyces bilateralis CBS 781.70
Lineage: Eukaryota; Fungi; Ascomycota; Dothideomycetes; Eremomycetales; Eremomycetaceae
Exons: 1
Coding region: 20-214 (64 amino acids)
Source: RefSeq, a predicted model, not a curated record